GCUGAAGGAAAUGAGAGGAUUUGCUGGGAAUGGAGCUCAUUUUCUACCUGAUGGGUAAAAAUAAAGGGCCGGUUUUGUCUCUGAAAGCCGGUUUUAAAUGACUCCGUGUCCCUGCUAGGGUUCCUGGGUGGCUGCGGCUUCGUUUUUACACGGGAUUACCUGUAAAGCCCCUCAGCUCCAUUCACACUGCAGGGCUGGUUUGGUUUAAUUAGCGCCGGGUGCUAAUCCCGCAGGUUGGGUUUUAAAAGGCUCCGGCUGCGGCUCCGGCUGCGGCUCCGGGCAGCAGGUCAGACUGACCGCCUUCACUCUCUCACACACACACAUGGCGGCCCACCGCUCAGGACCCUCGGCCUUUACCAUCGCCAGCAUCCUGGGGCUGAGCAGACCAGAGCAGAGGAGCAACAUGAGCAUCCCGUACCGACCGUGGGCAGACGUUCCAUCAACACAGAACUGUCACACUGUAACGGCUGACGGGUCGCUGGAAGUGGCAGCCGAGGAGGAGAAAAGCGCAAUCACAGCUCCGGUGGAAAGCUGCAGACGAACCCUCAACUGGUAUAUAGGACGCAGGCCACGCACAGCUUUUUCCAGCCUACAGAUAGAGAUUCUUGAGAGUGUGUUUCAAGUGAACUCCUACCCUGGAAUUGAUCUGCGGGAGGAACUUGCUCAGAAACUGCAUCUUGAUGAAGACAGAAUACAGAUCUGGUUCCAGAACAGAAGAGCGAAGCUGAAGCGAUCGCAUCGAGAGUCACAGUUCCUCAUGGUGAAAAAAGUCAUCUCUGGGCUCCAAGGCAGAGAUCAACAGUGACUAUAAUAACUCCCCUCAUUACUGUUCCUUAUAAUAUUGUAAUAUAUUCUAUUGUGACUCCUUCGGUCUGCAAAGUGGUGUAUUUAAAAUUGUUUGUCUUCAUAACUUAAGUGCUUCUUUUUGUUUUGUGGAUUAAUUAUGCAGCUAAUUAUUAAAGAAAUACAUGGUUUGACAUUA
Pygocentrus nattereri (red-bellied piranha) is the source of this 982-nucleotide messenger RNA. RefSeq names its product HESX homeobox 1 (gene hesx1). Gene Ontology annotation, biological process: regulation of transcription by RNA polymerase II; pituitary gland development; forebrain development. The transcript has 4 exons. Bases 323 to 805 code for a protein of 160 amino acids. Gene Ontology annotation, cellular component: nucleus. Lineage: Eukaryota; Metazoa; Chordata; Actinopteri; Characiformes; Serrasalmidae. The record is from RefSeq and is a predicted model, not a curated record. Gene Ontology annotation, molecular function: RNA polymerase II cis-regulatory region sequence-specific DNA binding; DNA-binding transcription repressor activity, RNA polymerase II-specific.